Messenger RNA from Eruca vesicaria subsp. sativa (arugula), 2592 nucleotides. The record is from the annotation of a GenBank genome assembly. Lineage: Eukaryota; Viridiplantae; Streptophyta; Magnoliopsida; Brassicales; Brassicaceae.
AUGCAAACGCUAGGGCUCGAAAACGCGACAACAAUAUACAGAAGACAGUCGUCGGCGAGAAUUGGUGAUAAAGAGUACGCGGAGAUCUCGCUCGAUACCAACAGCUUGAAGCCAUGCGAGGAUCCAGGGAAGUCACUCCUGAGACAAGGCCAUUCGAGGAAGAAUAGUACUAUCUCGGUUCUGAAACGCCUAGCGUCAUCACUUCCUAGCGAACUGAGACGUGUUGCUUCUUCCGGUUCCUUGACGCCGCCGGAGACAAAACCACCGCGUAGGCGGCUAAAAUCUAGCACAGAGCUAGCGCUCAAGGGUCUCAAGUUCAUUACAAAGGUUGAUGGCGUCGCUGGUUGGCCUCGUGUUGAGGAAGUUUUUGAUAAGAUAACCGAGACGACCAGCGGUUUAUUGGACCGUUCCAACUUCGGUGACUGUAUAGGUAUCAAGUCACGGGAGUUUGCAAAGGCAUUGUUCGGUGCCUUAGCAAGGAGACAAAACAUAGGCGGAGAUAAAAUAAGCAAAGAUCAGCUGAAACUAUUCUGGGAGCAGAUCAAUCAUCAGGACUUUGAUUCGAGGCUACAAAUUUUCUUCGACAUGGCUGAUAGGGAUUUGGAUGGGAGGUUGAAUGAAGAGGAAGUAAAAGAGAUUAUAGCUCUAAGUGCAUCUGCCAACAACCUGGAAAAGUUUAGUGAACAAGCAGAUGAAUUUGCAGCUUUGAUUAUGGAAACACUAGAUCCCUAUUAUUGUGGGUACAUCAUGGUAUAUGAUCUCAAGGUACUGCUGUUGCAAGGGCCAGCUGAGGCUGGCAAAGAAGACAAUGGUACGGAAGUGAGCAAUUUGUUAGCUCAGCAGCUCGCAGUAUUGCAGAGUAGGAAUCGUGGGAAGCGUUUGUACGAUGGUAUUAAGUAUUUUGUGUUGGAUCAUUGGAAGAGAGUGUGGGUGAUGGCUCUAUGGAUUGCUGUUAUGGCCGGGCUGUUCAUGUGGAAGUCCAUGGAGUAUCGAAAUAGAACCGCUUACCAAGUUAUGGGAACUUGUGUUUGUAUAGCUAAAGGAGCUGGAGAGACCCUUAAACUGAACAUGGCUAUUGUUUUGCUACCAGUAUGUAGGAACACCAUCACUUGGCUCCGGACCAAAACCAAGUUAGGUGUUGUUGUUCCUUUUGAUGACAACCUCAACUUCCACAAGGUCAUUGCAAUAGCAAUCUCAAUUGGAGUCGUAAUCCAUGCCACAGCUCACUUAGCUUGUGAUUUCCCUCGGCUGAUAGCUGCAGAUGAAGAGACGUAUAAGCCAAUGGAGCAGUAUUUUGGGGUACAGCCAAAAAGUUAUGUAGAAUUUUUGAAGUCAGUGGAAGUAGUUACCGGGACUAGCAUGGUUAUAUUAAUGACGAUAACCUUCACCUUGGCUACAUCAUUGUUCAGAAGAAAUAAGUUGGAGUCUCUUCCUAAACCAUUGAAGAAAAUAACCGGCUUCAAUGCCUUCUGGUACACUCACCAUUUGUUUGUUAUCGUCUACACACUUCUAGUUGUUCAUGGAUACUAUGUCUACCUCAUCAAGACAUGGUACAGGAAGACGACAUGGAUGUACUUAAUGGUACCGGUGAUUCUUUACCUGUCUGAAAGGCUGGUUCGUUCUCUCAGGUCAAGAAUCGAGUCUGUUAAGUUACUAAAGGUUGCUCUGUUACCAGGGAAUGUCUUAUCGCUUCAUAUGUCAAGACCAGACAACUUCAGAUACAAAAGUGGACAAUACAUGUAUCUCAAAUGCUCUGAAGUGUCUUCAUUACAAUGGCAUCCAUUCUCAAUUACAUCGGCUCCAGGAGAUGAUUACCUCAGUGUUCACAUCAGGGGUCUAGGAGACUGGACUAGAAGGUUACGAGAAAUAUUCGAAGAGGUGUGUGCCACGCCCACCCCUGUUAAAGCGGGACUGAUUAGAGCCAACUUUAGGAAUGAGGAUAUCCGUAGCUUACCAAAACUCCUAAUCCACGGUCCAUAUGGAGCACCAUCACAAGACUUCAAGAACUUCGAAGUUGUUCUGCUGGUGGGUCUCGGAAUCGGAGCUACUCCUAUGAUCAGCAUUAUCAAGGAUAUAAUCAAUAACUUGAAAGUCACUACUGGAGAUGAAGAAGAAGGAAGAGGCAGUAACCGGAUCACACCUCCUUCCAUUUCUCCUGCAAGCAAAAGCGAGGUGUUCAAAACCAAGAAAGCUUACUUCUACUGGAGCACAAAAGAGCAAGAAACUUUUGACUGGUUCAGGAACGUGUUGGACGACGUGGCCGAGGCAGAUGAUAACAACGUUAUUGAACUGCAUAAUUACUGCACCAGCAUCCACGAGGAGGGAGACGCGAGGUCCGCACUGAUCACGAUGCUCCAGUCACUGUACCACGCCAAGCACGGAAGGGACCCUGUGUCAGGAACACGUGUCAUGUCCCAUUUCGCUAGGCCAAAAUGGAGGAGCAUUUACAAAAGGAUCGCUGUGAAGAAUCCCAAUACCAGAGUCGGAGUAUUUUACUGUGGAACACCUGGAGCAGUGAAAGAGCAACAAGACUUAGCAAAGGAGUUCUCGCAAACCUCCACCAAAUUCUGUUUCCAUAAAGAAAAUUUCUAG